Porites lobata is the source of this 2644-nucleotide messenger RNA. The record is from the annotation of a GenBank genome assembly. NCBI's taxonomy places the organism in Eukaryota, Metazoa, Cnidaria, Anthozoa, Scleractinia, Poritidae.
AUGUCAAGAUUUAUCCUUCAAAUUGCCGCAGUGGUUUGCCUACUUAUUUUCCUCAGCGGGAAAGGUUCAGCAAACGUUUGGCGACCAGCCGUAAAGGGCACUUUACCACCAAAUCCUGACGAUGAUUACUACCAGAGUAAGUUUUUCUUUUAAACUACAGAUAUCAAAAACUCUGGGGUGGGGUUCCUUUAACUCCCCCUUAUACCACGGUGGGGGUAUGAAUUUACAUGUACGUCCGAGGAAGAAAAGUACUUUUGCAGUCGAAAUUCAUUGCCAAAAAGGCGGCUAAGGUGUAAAUAUUGUUGGUUUUCACAUGACGCCACUAAAAUUCAAACUACAUAACUAUCGAUCCUACUGAGAUUUUACUUUCAUGAUGUAUUAGGGCAGCUGAAAACUAAUUUUCAUGCAAAUUUUCGCUUCAAAAGGGUUCUUGGUUUUGCGAUAGAGUACGCUUGAAUUUUUAAGCUUUUGCGUGACGUGGUAUUUACAGGACGGCCGGGAGAGCUGUCACGUAGGUUAAAAAAGUGAUGUAUUUCGGAGAAUUUUGCUCGUCUAAACAGUUCAUGGAUCAGAAAAAGUAUUACUUUAAUGUUUAUGAGUUCCUCGAGGAAUAAAUUCACGCUCUUGUACCAAAACUCAGUAACAGAUGUUUUUGUUGGUUUCCGUCCGCCAUGUUGGUGACCAUCCAGGUGGGCACCAGCAUGGCGUCUCCAUACAAAUCUCUAUAAAUUUGUGUAAAACAUUUCUUCGGAUAUCUCGUAUACGGAAUAUUCCUGUGACCUGAAUCUUGGCGAGGGGCUUUGUAUAUUUACCUCCUUUCAUUUCCCAGAUUUCGGACAAUAUCUAUUGAACGGUUUUGAUUUUGAUUUUGAUCUGAUUUUAAAUGACGUGACACUGAAAACCAGCAAUUAUAAUGAAGCCUUAGCCAAGUGUAACUGACUUAUCACAUCCUAUACUACUAGUAAAGCAUAAAAAAUCAUUAUAAUUUUAAAAUUUCAUUCGCAGCGUUUCAAACGGUUCCUCCCGCAAACAAAACUGCAACUAAGCUUCUGACUAACUUUUUGCGGAUCUCUGGGAAAUUUCCACUUGGACGCCGCAAAAGAUCAACUCGCAUUGAAGAUAUUGUGGUUGUUCUGGAUCGUUCCGGGUCGAUUGGAAGAUGUGAAUUUGGAAAAGGAAAGAAAGCUCUUAAAAACAUGAUGAAGGUGGCAAACGAAAACCGGAAUGUUGAUACCAAGUACGCUGCAGUUUCUUAUUCCAAUAACGCCGUAGUUAACUUCAAUUUUUUGCGAUACUCUACGGCGGCGAGAAGAAUAAUGCAGAUUCCUUAUGUAGGUGGGGGUAGCAACACUCAGGAUGGACUUGAGAAGGCAAAAAGACUGUUCGAGGACCCCUCGUCAGGUAUAUAUUUUAUAAUUGUCUUUCUUAGCAGGAAAGAAAUAAAACGCAAUUCAAUACAAAUCAUUCCUUUUCAAACAACUAAAAUAGAUCUGUUAGUGAAUAGUAUGGCGAAAAAGGUAUCAUGGAUGUAUCCGUUCUUAACUAGAUACGUGAACCGAGUAAAGAAACGAUCCGUGAUUUACGGGAUAUGAGGAUUUACCUGACGGUACGAAAAAUAAGUGGCCCUUUUUAUUAACUGAUUCAUAAUAGGGCUUUCAUUACUUUUGGAUACCCCUUUAGUAAACGGUUGAGAUAUGAAGAGCUAACCCUUACAGAGAUGAGUUGAAAAGUGACAGUUGGAUGCUGAUGGUAUUUAGAGAGCAACACUGAGAAGUUCGACUCCAGUUAUCUGAGCUAUUUAAUUUACCAUGAGGCUACAUUCAUUAUGAAUACUGCAGGGGGUAAGGGGGGAGAGAAAAUACUGAAAUUGAGAUUCCCUAUCUUGUCCAAAAGAAAAACAACAAGAACUACCUCCACCCAUUCCUCCCUCCCUUACACACGAAAGUAGAUUAUGCGCAAUGCAACUGCCGCCUAUUACCUUUCGUAAACGAUCGAUGCCACCAUUGGUAACCAAGCCUUUUGUUAUUAUAGACAUAAUAUAUUCCCCGGAUUAAGUUACAAUAAGACAAAUAAUACGUUUUUGAACGACCCGUGAAGCAAAGUUGAACUUGAGUUAAAAGUUAUGGAAAGGGUUAGAGUCACCUGUUAUUGAUGUAACAGCUAAGAAAGAAAGUUUGCUACUUAAAUACUUAAAUUUUUCGGUGGGUGGUAUAAAAAAGUAAAGGAGAAGGGGAGGGGGAAAUACUCGUGCACAACAUUCAAGUAUUCUUUUAUUCCCAGCUGCUUCCAAAUGUUGUUGGUACUUAUAAACAAAUAGUUUUUCUUCACCUCUAAAGGACGCCGUGUUAUUUCAAGAAAGAUGGUCCUUCUUGUCACCGAUGGCCAUUCCAACUCUCGCGAUCUAACUAUAAGUAAAGCUAAAGCCCUAAAAGGCAUUGGCAUAGACAUUUACGUUGUCGCUGUUGGAAGUCACAUUAAUGGCAUAGACGAGAUGGUGAAUGUUGCCUCCUCUCCGCCGGAGAAUCACAUGUUCAGAGUCCAAACACUCGGCGAUUUUUGGCAGGUCGUCAAAUUCAGGGUUAUCAGCCCAGUCAACCCCGGAGAAUACGCCGUCUUAAACGGCCAAUAUGAUCCUCUUUGCUAA